Molecule: messenger RNA, 639 nt
Organism: Lactuca virosa
Lineage: Eukaryota; Viridiplantae; Streptophyta; Magnoliopsida; Asterales; Asteraceae
Source: the annotation of a GenBank genome assembly
AUGGUUGAGUUUGUUGAAGGCUUCGACAAUGUCCUCCGAUUGAAGUCCAGUUAUGCUAAGUAUCUCACUGCAUCUGAAGUUGAAUUAAUCAUUGGUUUCACUGGCCUGAAAGUCGUUCAAAGUAUGCCCCAAAUGCUGGACUCCUCAAUCGAAUGGGAACUGAUACGAGAUAGGUUUCAAGUUCGUCUCAAAGCUCGUUACGAAAAUUAUCUACGAGCCAAUGCUAGGUUGCCUCCAUGGAGAAGUUCGUUUACUCAUGACAUUCCUUACAGGCACCACGAUUGGAUAUUAUGGGAUGUUGAAUUUGUGGAAGCUAAACCAGAGGAACCAUCGCCGUCAUCGCCCUUAUCCGAAACGAUAAACCCAAAUCUAAAUUCGUCGUCAUUUUCUCUUAGAAGCUCCAUAUAUGGCCCUACUGAGGAAUCCAUUGAAUGGCAAGCUUUUUCCAUUCCGGUUAGCGUUGCCACCCAAACAACUCCGAUUGUAGCUUGGCUACAACAACAAUGGCGGGUUCCAACACCGCUUCAAGAAACACAACAACAACCACAGUGUGCGGCGGAGAUAGAUGAAGACAGGGAAGAAAAAGGUGGUGGGUACGAGAUUGUUGCCAACAAGAUAUCUUCAGUGGCCACUGUCUAG